Molecule: messenger RNA, 762 nt
Organism: Fusarium sp. VM40
Lineage: Eukaryota; Fungi; Ascomycota; Sordariomycetes; Hypocreales; Nectriaceae
Source: the annotation of a GenBank genome assembly
AUGCGUCUCUUUCUCAUUCGCCAUGGAGAGACAGUUGACAACGUCGCUGGUCUCUUUGCGGGCUCCCGCGACUCAGCCUUGACUGCGCACGGCGUUUUGCAAGCUCAGCAGCUAGCAUCUCACUUUGCUAAGCAUGUCACCAUUGAUCGCAUCUUCUCGUCCAACCUCAGUCGCGCGGUGCAUACCGCCCAGUCUCUCAUCGACGCGCAGAAACGCGCAAAGGAUCUAAAUUUGGUCCAGGUUGUUGAGCUGAGGGAGAAGGAUUUUGGUACGGGCGAGGGAACCAAGUUCGGGUCGGCGAAGCACGAGGGCUCUGAAACACCACAAGCGAUGAGGAAGAGGAUUGAUAUUUUCUUGGAUGAGCACUUGCUUCGUCUGCACGAAGAUUCAACUGUCUGCAUCGUCGCCCAUGGUAUCAUUCUCGGUUCUCUCUUCAAGGCACUCCGGGACAGGGUCUCUUCCACGUCCACUGGUUCAGAUUCUGCACCGGACGGCCAGGCAGGCUCUGAUUUUGUACGACCUACUUGGAGCAACACCGGCUACGUGGAGGCCAUCGUCACAAGCGACCUGUCAGCCAACGAUCAGCGACUGCAGAUGCGCGUCGUGAAGAUCAACAGCGUCGAACACCUCAAAGGUCUGAAAAAGACCCGAGGAGGAAUUGGCAGUGCCAAGUUCGACGCCAAACAAAAAACGAUGACCUCUUUCUUCAAGCCCACGUCGCGAAAGCGCAAGCUUGAAGAGGAGGACAUUGUUCCUCCAUAA